This is a messenger RNA of Westerdykella ornata, 2529 nucleotides long. RefSeq lists its product as uncharacterized. Bases 351 to 2207 code for a protein of 618 amino acids. Gene Ontology annotation, molecular function: zinc ion binding; DNA-binding transcription factor activity, RNA polymerase II-specific; DNA binding. The record is from RefSeq and is a predicted model, not a curated record. The transcript is spliced from 2 exons. NCBI's taxonomy places the organism in Eukaryota, Fungi, Ascomycota, Dothideomycetes, Pleosporales, Sporormiaceae. Gene Ontology annotation, biological process: DNA-templated transcription; positive regulation of transcription by RNA polymerase II.
UAAGAAGCGCGGUGGUCAAAGGUCUCCUGCUGGAUGUUCCGAACCCGUUCCAGCCUAUAAGCCUGUCGCUGGACGUUGACAGAUCUAGAGCAUCCAGCAAGCCUUGAAACUACCGUACCAAGCCAAAACCCACCUAAACUGACUGUCUUUUACAUAUUUCUGGGAGCAUAAUUCCGGUAGCAUUGCAGAAGACGAGAGAUAAUUUGGCCCUCUCCUCGGCAUUUUCGGCAGUGAAUGAAGCCCGCAGGGCUGUGCACAUCGCCAUAACCCGACAAAAUAUCGGUAGUUGCAUAGGGGCUACAACUCUCCUGUCUCCAUAUCGCUGUCAAAUUCUGGUGCAAAACCGAGGAAUGAGCAAGCGCGGAGCAGAAGAUACCACAGCCCCAGGGAACAACGGCCUACCUUCCAAACGGUCCCGGGUCUCCCGAGCGUGCGAUCAAUGCCGAAUAGCGCGUGAAAAAUGUGAUGGGAAAACUCCCUGUUCCUCUUGCGCCCUGUCUCAAAGGGCUUGUUCAUAUACAGCAAACCCGAAGAAGCGAGGCAUCCAGCCAGGAUAUAUCCGGACAUUGGAGCUUGCGUUAACAUGGCUAUUCAAUCACUCCGAUGCGGAGUCAGUUCUGAACAGAGAACUGUCUGAGAAAGGAACAGCUUCGGUCCUGUUACAGAGGGACUCAAAGGAAUCAAACCGACUACACAAAAGCUGGAGGAAAAGCAAAUUCUGCAGAGAUGUGAAUGCAUUGCUUUCUAGAGGAGAAAAUCUUGAAGGAUCCGCCAGGUCUCCCAGCCCAGAUAGUGACGACCAAGAAUCAAACGCGGGAACAUCUCUUCAUCUGGAGUCUACUGCGCUUGACCACACCCGGCAGACUCCCUUGACGACACAUCCCACUCAAGGAGAUAUUGCAGCUUUCCAUAUCCCGGAGCAGCAGGGGCGUCAUCAAACGCAUUAUCGCGACCGAUGCUCGGAAGCUUCCAGUGACCACCAUGGUCAGACUAUCUCGCUACCUUCCAACUUUUGGCGAUUGUUCGACAUCUACUUCUCCUACACUCAUAGUUGGUUCCCGAUUUGCGAGAAGUUUCGUGUCCUCAAGCUCUCACACUCUUAUCCCGAAGUGGGCCUGCGCCUGCGGCCAAACAUGCUGGACUCUGGAGACCACGCUGAGUUAUGGGGUAUAUUAGCUCUGGCGUCACUUCAGGAACACUGCCAUGGUGCCAAUACGUUUGGAGGCUCUGCUUCUAACGCAAAGCGAGCUUACGACAUCGCCCAAUCACUCGUUUCAGAUCCGACAUCCUCGCAGAUUGGUCACGCGAGAACACUCCUUCUGUUGUCUCUUUUCCACGUAACCCGGUCGGAGCCAGAUGUUGCCUGGAUGUCGUUGGGCCGCGCUUCUAGGAUUGCAAUUGCAUUGGCCCAGCAGCCUUCUCAAGUCUCCAAGCUUGAGCAUGUAACAUCAGGAUGCGUUUUGCUGGAUCACCUUGUUUCGAUGCAGAUUGGGCGGGCACCAUAUCUCCAGCUUUCAGACAUUGAACGCGUGGGCAGGGUUGAAGAAGAAGGAUUAGAGGAGUAUCAACCAUGGAGCGGAUGUAUGAAACCUCAACAUGUGAACUCCCUUCCGAGAGCGCCAGCGCUCAGUCUCAGCACAUACAAUUGCUUAGUUGACCUGGUCGGCGUAAUGAGCAUUAUUGCAUCUUCAACAAUCCCAGCGAGCGAGUCAGCUGCGAAGUUGGAUGCAUGGAAGAGCAGAUUACCAGUGCAGCAGAGACAGGUGCUGUCGGAUCAUCUCCCUAUUGCUGCUGCACCACCUGCUUUGUUGCUCCGGACGGUGUAUUGUUGCGCUUGCAUUGUCACCCUUCCAUGUCGUACUUGGGUAGAACGCUUCCUUGAAGUCUUGGAGCAUAUCAUCAAGCAAUUUGGCCGGAUUGCCAUGCCACCAAUUGUCCAUUGUCUAAUGGGUAUCCUCAAAAGGAGUACAGCAUUCCUAGCGGAUGAAGGGCUCAACGCUCGCCUCCGGAAUCUCCACUUGGGCUAUGAUUUCGCAAAGAGUCAAGAAAGUAACAAAGAAGGGACUGAGGACCACCACAAUUCAUCUCUGGUGGCAAUAGCUGCCAGUGGUCCAUCACAGCUAAAUUCAGCCAUGGAGCUCGCAACUCCAGAGUCGAUGCAGCCUCAGCUUCAUCCUUCUCACCAGUUCGGUGGUAGAGUAAGGUAGGACACACCUGUUUCAAGAUUUCUCUACAGGCCAGGAACCACCUGAGUCAACGUCAAGCGGUUCGCUGACCUCGCUAACAGUAUGACGCCCACAGUCAUGGAUGCCCGUGUGCCGCAUGUUGAACCAACCGCGCACUACUCCCAAUCCCAUUUCGAUCCGCACCAGUCCUCGCAGCGCUUCAUUGGCCCUCAAGUGAACAAUCCCGUCAAUCGAACUGUGAUGGACCCUCUGAGUCCAGGCGUAGGUCACGAUAUGGAAAGCUUCUUCGACGAGCUUACCUCCUUGGACGGCGCCAAAAGCCUGGAAACCCGCCGACGAUUCA